AAUAAAGUAAUCCUUUUUGUAGCGCUAUCAAACAUCUGUUUUGAAGUGUUAAAGUUAAAGUUAAAAUUAAUUAAUUUGAUUAAAUUGAGACUCAGACUGGUCGUCACUACACUGACUCUCACUGAGUUACACUGGUCAUUGGUCUGGAGUCGAGAACUCGUCAGCUCAACUGAUUGACUGAGUCGAGUGAGAACUGGCCCAAAAAGAUGUAAAAAAAAAACAUGGGAUACAUGAAUAUUAAUUUUGGAGGAUUAUCUGUAUAUAUGAUUGCUGAAUGUGAGAGAAACAAUUUCACACAAGAGAUUACAGCCCUCCUCCCAUUAAAAACUGACAUUAAAAUGGAAUGCUUUCAUAUUAUUCCAUGGCAGCCUGGAACGUAGAGUUUAUUGAAGUUCCAAGUCAAACUUUUGUAACAGGAUAAAUUGUGGACAACAUUUGAAAGCCUUCAAUUGAUAGAAAAUGGAAACUAGCUGUAAAAGUCUCAUUCAGGAGAAUCAAGAAGCACGGGACAUGAUUAAUGACCUUGACAUAACUUUCACAUGUCCUGUAUCUAGCCUGCACAUACUGGAAAUGCCUGACUCAAUAUUCCUGCAUAUUUUCACUUACCUGCCCUUCUCAUCUAUUGGAGCAGUCUCCCAAGUCUGUUCUCGGUGGAAUCGAAUAUGCUAUGAUGAACUUAUGUGGCGUAGUGUGUUCCUCCGCCAUUUUAAACUUCCGUCAAAUACUGUGAUGCCACAAAGUGCAAAGUCUUGGAGGCUAGAGUUCAAACGUCUCUACUAUCACACUCCUGCCGUGCUGAGUGAAGAGAGAAAAGAACACAAGGAUGAAGUGCUGCAUGUCAGUUUCUCUCACGAUGGCACAAAGUUUGCUACUUGCUCCAAGGAUGGAUUCUUUAAGGUCUGGCAGUGUACAGACCCUGUUCAGUUACUGUUCAAGAUGGACAUGAAGAGUACUUUCAGCUGGAAGUUCACGCAGUUUUCUCAGUUCAAUGAGACUGACACAUGUUUGCUGGUAUCUGGGGUGUACUUUGGUCGACUCAGCACGUCUGGGGAAAUAGCAGUCUUCAAUUUGCAAGAUGGUUAUAAAAUGCAGUGCAGAGUGACUAACAAACCGUAUGAUGUCUUUGGUGCCUGGUAUGACAAUGAUCAUCUCUUGUCUGGAACACUUUACUGGACUGGAGAUUUCAAUUCUGUCUCAGCUGUUUGGCUCAGCAAAGCGUCUCAGGAAGUGGAAUCAGAGAUUGAGUCAGUGAGCAUGGUACUCUACAGGUUUGAAAAUGUCAACUCCAGUUCCAUACGUCUUCUGCAUGUGGCUGAGAUAGAUCAAGCGGAACAAUCAUCAGACUGCAACAUGGAGAAAGAUUUAAGUUUGAGCGCAAGUAGCAGCAGCCUUGGCCCAGAUCAACACCAGGAGCUGGCCUCUGGUGGACCCCAAGCUGAAGUUAAAAAACACCAGAAAGAGGCUCAGAGAAACUGCUUGCUGGACAAGCUUCUAAGCAAGGUCAUUGCAGAAGACGAGUUUGACAUUGAAAAUGAAGAUGACACCGAUGUAGAUGACGAGGAUCUUAAUGAGAUCAGGAUCAGCGACCAAGACUUUGAGACUUGUGAGAGCUCUGACUCAGAAAUUUGUGAAACAGCAGCAAAUGUGGAAAUGCCUGACAGUAAUGCUGUUUCAAUAAGUGGAACAUUACAACUUGGUGAAUUUGCUCAUUUCAAAGGUAACCUUUCUCAAACUGCUGGCUCUGAUGUUCAUCAAGCAGAUUCAAGCAAAACUGGAGCUUCCUUUCAAAACAGCAGUAAUAUUGAGUUGGAACAGAAUAAUGUGAUGGAAACUUUUGAGUUGGAACUCUCUGAUCUCCCUGAGACACAAGAUCAAAUAAACGGUGAGACUAGUGAGGAUUUAGACCUCAGGUGUUGUAAUUUACUCUCUACGUUAGAGAGUUCUGCUGCUGGAGAAGACGACUCAUCUGCCAACUUGAUCAGCUUACAUUCCCUGCCUUCCCAUGAUUCACUUGAUCGAAGCAACAGCAGCCAUGCUCUUCUUAAUUUUUCUCAUAGUGCAGCCAGCAGUGAGCAAGAGCCUUCUCUUCACCCCACAUCAUCUCAGAAGCCUGGCGUGGGCCAAAACAUUGGCUCCAUGCUGGCUCGAGCUGGGAGUUGUGACAUAUGGGACUCGGAUGAGGGAGCCAAGAGAGAAGCCAGCGGGAAAAGGACUAACUCUCUUCAGUUUAUGAAGAGUCAUUCUUUUGAUGACCAUGUUGCAAGCUGUUCUAAGACAAGUAGUGGUGCAUCUUCUUCCACAGGUUCUAAUUCUUCUUGGAGGGAUUAUUAUCCAAUAGCUGUGCCUUGCUUUGAAUCUACUCAAGAAACGCCUGCUUUCUCAGAUGCUGGUAAUCCUGCUGAAGGCAACAUGAGUGGAAACAACAUCAGCACCUUUAAUACUCCAUCAUGUCCACUCUCGUCCACACCAGACCAACGUGCAACCAAGUCUAUGUGCACCAACAGCAUUGCCACCCAGACAGAGGGCAUAGCAAGCAGGGCCAGCUCCUUUCAUUCCCUGUCCCACAUGAGCCACAGCUCCAGUCUUUCACCAGAUCUCUGCACCAGUACCCCCAGGGAGAAGCUGCUGAUCUACACAUGGGGCUCAGAGACUUACAUACCACAUAAAAUUGGAAUUAAACGUAUGCGCUGGUCUGACUUCAGCAAGGGGGAGGUAACUGCGAGAAGGUCUUCCAUGCUUCUUCCUGAUGUAAUGGAGAACCUUCAUAAUAUGGCAGGUAAUAGAAGGGACAAGCCAGAUGUCACAAUAGAGAUGCAUGGCCACAUUGUAGGUCUGAGCCUAUCACCUGACCAUAAGUUUCUCUAUGUGAACUGUCGUCCUUGGCCCAAAAACUACAUAAUUUCUGACCCUCAAGAGUCACCUCCCCUUGCUCAGGAAGUAGAAAUUUCAACCAUUGACUUGACAAACUUUAACUUCGUGGGUCCAGUGCUAAGGUCACACAAGGCCUACACUCACAGUGAUGAAUGCUUCUUUUUGAAUUUGGACGUUUCUGAACAUUAUGUGGCCAGUGGAGCUGAAGAUAGACAAGGCUACCUUUGGGACCGUCAUUAUGGUGUUCCACUAUACCGCUUUCCUCAUCGCAAUGUGGUGAACUGUGUGGCAAUCAAUCCACAGGACCCAGAACUUCUUGUCACAGUCAGUGAUGAUUACACUUUCAAGGUGUGGAUCUCAAGGUGCAAGGCUAAGGAGCGAGCUAAAAGGCAAGCAAGCCCAGAUGAGCCAGGCAUUUGUACUAGCAAAAGUGGUGUGUAAUAUGUCUGCCAAGUUGGAUGUCAUAAAUGAAUCCUGAUACUUUCAGAUUUAACCAGACUUGUGUGUUUAUCAAAGAAAAGACAAACAAAAGAGAAUUAAUAUUUCAAGAGAAUUUCGCCAUAUUUAACUUAUUUUCAAAAAGGUCAUCAUUUCAUGUCAUCAAAGAUUUAACGUGUUAUUAAAAAAAAAUACAAAUUCUGCAUUGUACAUUGUUUAUAUAAAGAACAAGUUGGAGCAAGAUCCCAUUUUAUAGGUUUGUGACUUGGUUUAUGGAACCAUUUCGUUCUCUUUUGGGUGUACCUUUGUUUUGUACUUGACUUCCUAGUAAUGGGGGUAAACUCUUGAGGUAGGACUAAAAUGUAAUCAUGUGAUCAUGGUAAAUAGUAUUAUGAUACAAGUACCAAAUUAAAAUGAUCUUUUUCUUUUUGUGACAAUCUAUUUUUUUAAAAAGAUUUUUCUAGCUCUAAACAAAUAAUUAAUAUGAAGUUCUUUUUUUUUCCAACCCUAAACAAAAUGUAAAGCAAGCAAUUUCAUGUCUUUUUUUUAAAUAACAAUGACACAUUUUUUUUCUUUCCCCUCCAACUGUAGUUAUUAAUAGAAGUAAAUAAUAAUAAUAAUAAUGGCAAUGUCUUUGAUUCUGAAGAUUAAAGAUGAGUGCAGUGUUUCACAUAACUACGCCAACUCAGUUGCAACCUGCAUAUUUUUCCACACCUAGUGCAGACAAAAAUGUUGUCUGCUGGUGGUCUAUUUAAGUUUUCUUUCCAACUUCUGAGCAAUGGUAAAUAUAUAUAUAUAUAUAUAUAUAUAUAUAUAUAUAUAUAUAUAUAUAUAGUAUUUGACUACCACAUGGGUAAAUAAUUAACACUGGGAAACUUACUACUUUAAUUGUUUUCUAUUUCUUGUUGCUGGAAUGUAAGUACAUUGGAUUUGCAAUCAAAUCAUUCUUACUACUUUCAAGAGAUGAUAUUAUAAAAUUAAGAUUUGUAUGUGCUUUUAAAUCCCUGAAACAUGAUCCUUAGCUGAUGAUCAGUGUUUAAAUUUUGAAAGCAGUAUUCAGCUUCAUUCUGGGAAAUAGUGUGUCCUCUGAGAAUGGAAAUUUCAGAGCAAAACACUCAUAUAAAUACACAUUAUGUUGCAGAAACAAAAAUAUUGAAAAAUUAAAAUUAUAUGUAAUUUUCAAGAGAAAGGUUUUUCCUCCAAAUUGUGACCUCAUUUGAUAUUUCAUACUAUAUCACUAUAUGAAACAUUGGAUCAAACUAGGCAUGUCCAAAGGUUUUCCCAACAGGGAAACAAGGCAGAGACAUGUCCUAAAAUGCUUGUAUACAGUCAAGAUUUGCAUUUCAAUAACAUUGAUUAAAAGGUUCAUUUUAAUUGUCUGUGAUUGUUCAUGACCUGAACUCAUUAUUCAUAGACAUUUGACUUCGGUACUAAAAAAAAAAUAUAGAAAUACAUAGUUCCACUAGUUUGCUGGUUUUGAUUUUAGUAUGACAUGUAUACAAUAACACUACCCACUCUCUUGCUAGUGCUUGGUACAGAAGGGGCAAAGCUGUUGCCUCCAAUCUCAGAAAUAUUUUUUUUUCUUACCACUAUAGAUAAAAGCAAUGUGGGUGUCUUCUUAUGAUACAAGAUGGAAUAGCAAAUUUGAAUUAUUUUUGUCUGUACAAAGACUGAUUUCUUUGAUUAAUAGGGCAGAGUCAUAAGUCAUAACUAAUUUUUAGCUUAAGAACAGUGCAAUUCAGAUUUCUGAUGUGUAAGUUAGUAUGUAUUGUGAGGACUUUGUUCUAACCAUAGGCCUAAUGCCCAGGCCUUCAUCUCAUUUCUGUGAGAUGAUCCAUAGUCCUUUCACAACUGAAGGAGACCAUAGAAGUCCUUAAGUGUUUAGAAUAUUGUGGGAAGCAGGGUCGAGAGGCUAAGUGUGCUUGAACUUGACUUGGUUACCUCUAAAGGGGGCUCAAGGUUUACUGAGCGCCUAAAGGCAGCACGGAAAGCCUUCUCACAGAUACUCCCUUCCCCCCCAAUUGGUCCACACAUGGGACUGGACCUUAGCGCUCUGAGCAUGCUAUAAGCAAGAAAGUAGCGCUAUAUAAAAGCUAUAAAAAGAUAUAUGUUAUUUUAUUGCUUAGGUACUUUCUGUUUCACCUUCUAAAUUGUUUACAGACUCAGCAAGAUGUCAAAUUACCAUUGUACUGCUAGCUGACUUUAAUUUAAUAUGAAGCUAUUCCAUUUCUGUUUAUAUACAUCUUCAUGGAGUUAAAAGAUAAUCAACUUGACCCACAUUUGUUUUCCUCCUUGUAUUUACACUGCUAUCUUAUUACAUUUCAUUUCAAUGAGCUGUCUUGGUUGAUUUGAUGUUACUCAAGUUUGAUGUCACUAUUUGUCACUUGUGAUGCCCAAAGGUGAACUGGUGUUUUGACUACACUCAGGGUACAACUACAUCAGCUACCCUUUUUAUGAUCAAUGCCAUUGUAUUUCAUUAUGUUUCAUGUUCUUCUUUCAGAUAUGAGCUGAGACAAGUUGUUUCCAAAGUUGAUUUUAUUGAACUUUAUUACUGUUUGGUAUUUACAAGUACUGGUACUUAAAAUAUUUUACACUUGGGAGUUAAUGAAAGAAUACCAAACUUCAAGUGUGUUGCUUGAAAUUAUCCACUGAGGUUUUUGUUUUCCUAUCUUAUUAAUACUUCUUAACAAGUGAACUAUCCAUGUGGGAAUUUAGGUUGGCAUCCACUGGAUUGGUUGGGUCACUGCCAAAAAAUUCCCUGCUUUUCUUAUACCCACAAGUGAUUAACAUGCAAGCCUAUACCUCUACAGUGCAAAACAUGCAGAGCGGGGUGCAAAAGUAGGUAUGAUAAAAAAAGAAAAACAUUUAUUAUACUGAAAGAAUAAAAAGAAAUGAUUAAAAGUAUAUGCUUGCUCAAUGAAGCAUAAUUGAAAGAAAAUAUUUAUGUGACAUUAGUUUGUAUAAUAAAUAUAGUAAAUGUUUAUGUUUUCUCUUUUUUUUCUAUCACGGAAUACUUUUUUUUGUAAACCCCCCCCCCCCUGAUAUGCAUUAGGUCAGUUACAUUAUUCUCAAUGCUAUGGGUUAGUAUUAUGUAGUCUAGAUAAGUAUUAAGGUUAACAUUAGUGGACAGACUGUGUGAUGAUGCUAAGGCUGAUGACACCCAGUUAGUCUUUGUUAGGAAUUGUGUUAAUUGUCCUCCAAUCAAAUGCUUAAUCUCCUCCCCCUUGUACUACUAAUAAUAAACUUCAAUGUAUCAUUUUCUUUACCUCUGGCCAUUAAAUAGGCAAUAAUAAUGUGUCAAAGGAAUUCAACUAUGCUAUUAGUCUGCCACCUGUCACUGUGACAGGCUAAAAUUUAACAAUAGUUAAUCCUCAUGCCAAAUGUUUCUCAAAAUAUCAUUUGUUUCAGUAUUGUUGGUAUCAUGAUUUGAAAGCUUGCCUUAUUAUAGUGUAUCAUUAUGUUGUUAUAUUGUUUUUUCAUCAAACAAAUCCAUCCUAUAUUGGGGGGUGGCCAUAAACAUAUUUUAUAGAUCAUUUCUUUAACAUAGGAAGCCUGAAGAUCAUAAUUGGGGGUGGCCAUAAACAUAUUUGAAAGAUCAUCUCUUUAACAUAGGAAUCCUGAAAAUUGUAUGUGACAUGGACAGACAAGAAAGAAAGAAUAGAGCUUAUAAUUCUGUUGCAAAUUUGUUCAUUUAGCUUCUUAAACUAGUGCUUGUGCCCACUUUAAUGUCAGUGAUGUGUUUUGUACUAGAAGUCAGAAGAAAAAAACAACUUAUGACAAUGUUGGCUAUUGAAAACAACAUAUAAUCCUUGAAUCAUGAGGAUAAAAAAAAUUUUUGGCUAGCUUAUGAUAUAAUUUGACUUGUAAAUCUUCCACAUUUUUUGUCAUAAAAUAUAUGAGAGUAACUCUACAAAGGUUUUUUCCCCACUAUUAUGAUGAAAAUAUAGUAUUUCAGGACAUUGCCAAAAAUUUUUUUUGUCUAUUUUAUAAGUUGCUUUAGUUUGAGAUGUAAAUGAUGAAUCAAAUGCCAUAGAAAAAAAAUUUAAGAUUUUGAAUAAAUAGAGAGAGAGAUUUCAAUGACAUAUUGUGUACAUGUUAAAAGUCCUCACGAGUCCACUUCAAAGAGCAACUUUAAGCUACUGGUACAUGCUCUAAGGUCUUAAUUAUUAAUUAUUGUUGUCUGUUGGGUUGAUUGUACUUAGAAGUGUGGGUAGAGGUUUGUGGAAUUAUGAAUGGAUGCAAAUCUAGCCCUUCACAUUAUCAUUGAUAUAUUUGCUUGCACAACUGUCACAGAAAAGCUUACGUGGCAGCUCCAUUAUGAUAGAAAUUUCUUUAGUUUGUUGUAGAUGUGAUUAGGGUAUGUCUCAUUACUUCAAUAAAGUAGUAGGUUUUAUUUGUUAUAACAUGACUCAUUUAAUAGCAUUUGCAAAUACCACCACAACCAAUUCAUGAAGGUUGGCUAUUGAAGAGACAUAUUGGAAGGGUAAUACAAUAUGACAUGUGGUCAAAACAAGUUUGAUAUUAUUCACAACCUUUUUGUUGUCAAUUGUUUCUUUAAAGAAAGAAAAGCAAAAGGUAUAUGUUGCAAUGUAUGUAGAUGUUUGAAAUUGAUAAUCUCAGUAUACAUUGCUUGUUUUUUUUUUUAAUCUUAAAUAAUUGGUUCUCUUUAUAGACAUUGUUAGAUAAUCUAAAUGUUCCAAUUAUGUGGAUGUGUGCCAGAUUUAUUGCUGUAAAUAAAAUUGAGAUGUUUCUUUGCCUAACCUG
Biomphalaria glabrata is the source of this 8073-nucleotide messenger RNA. RefSeq names its product F-box/WD repeat-containing protein 5-like. NCBI's taxonomy places the organism in Eukaryota, Metazoa, Mollusca, Gastropoda, Planorbidae. The coding region runs from base 460 to 3312 and encodes 950 amino acids. The record is from RefSeq and is a predicted model, not a curated record. Gene Ontology annotation, molecular function: protein binding. Gene Ontology annotation, biological process: protein ubiquitination. The transcript is spliced from 12 exons. Gene Ontology annotation, cellular component: SCF ubiquitin ligase complex; Cul4-RING E3 ubiquitin ligase complex.